Molecule: messenger RNA, 255 nt
Organism: Arctia plantaginis
Lineage: Eukaryota; Metazoa; Arthropoda; Insecta; Lepidoptera; Erebidae
Source: the annotation of a GenBank genome assembly
AUGGUACGAGGAGGCAGCACGGGUGCUCCGCCCCCAGCGGCUCCUGCUAUACUAGAGCAAGAGAAAAGGUCUCCAUUACAGCCACAGCAGCAGGGAAGAGUGCAGCCAGAAGUGGUUCCAGUACCAGUGCCGGUCCCUGCGCCUGCGCCGCCAAAACCGUCUAUAGUCAAGGCGCCCAAACACGCCAAAGUCAACCAGAAGGUAUGUUUAAAACUUUCACUUUCCAAAACAGCCUUGGCAUCAGCACGUUGGUGA